UAUAAGUGUGAGGAGUCAUGAACACCCAUUGAUUCAGGAAUAAAUGUCCAGUAACAGAAAAAACAGUAAAAUCCCACCACAGUAUAAGGAAAGCAGAAAAUGGUGUGGAAUUUACCAAAUCAUAUUUAAAACAGGCAUAGUCAAUUUUAAAAUGAAACAGUUUUGGUUCAAACAUGUUGCAGGCAAUGGGCAGUUCACACUGGUAUGGGAAUAUAUUCACAUAAUUCUGUACUUCCCUAGCCCAAUAUACUGUGUUGCUCUCUGCCAGAGCUACAUCACUCUUCUUUCAUCUACACAUAUUUUAAUGACAGCUCUUGUCAAGUGAGCACGUGUGCUAACUGUGUAAUUUACUUCAGUGGAUUUGACUAAAAUAGGUGCUUGCAGAAUGUGACAUACGACAGAAUCUUUUUCGGAAAACGCCGGCUGAAGGCGCAACAACCCUUCCCUGAGAUGGUUUAUUCCAUGCGUGAAGCAGCUGGAGUCGGAGGGAAGCACAGCGUAAGCUCGGGUUUCUCUCUCAGCUCUUAACGUUUCAAUACCGAGGCGCUGAGGGGGAAGGAAGAAGCUUUGAAAAUUAAGGAGGAAAAGCAAAUAUUCAGUAGCAGCCCUCGUGUCCAGAUUUGUUGUGUCAGGUAUCGGAGGCCAAGAUGCAUGCUCCUUCUGUUAGGUUUAAAACAACAAGGAUGAAUUGGAGCUCUGUCCGUCUUGGUGCAUUCGGGAUUACACUUAUCAUGAAGGUGAAAGCCAAUUGGAGUCGGAUUCUGAUGUGCUGCUUGGGUUGGAUUGCUGCAGCCGGCGGUCAGAACUGUGGUGACACGUUACGUGGUCCUAAUGGAACAGUUGACAGCCCAGGUUUUCCAUAUGGGUAUCCAAAUUAUGCCAACUGCACCUGGACAAUUAUCACUGAAGAACGCAAUAGAAUACAAUUGGCAUUUCAAUCAUUUGCCUUAGAAGAAGACUUCGAUGUAUUAUCAAUAUAUGAUGGUCAACCAUAUCAAGAAAACUUGAGGACAAGGUUGACCGGAUUUCAGCUUCCUCCUCCGAUUGUGAGUUCAAGUUCUGUUCUCACUCUGUGGCUUCUCAGUGAUUAUGCAGUGAGUGCCCAAGGCUUUAGAGCAGUCUAUGAGGUUUUACCAAGUCAUACUUGUGGAAAUCCUGGCAAAUUACAGAAUGGACUGCAGCAGGGAUCCACUUACAAUAUUGGAGACAAAAUCCGAUUUAGCUGUAAUGCCGGCCACUUCCUUGAAGGACAUGCAGUACUGACUUGUCUUGCCAGUUCAGAGGACAGCGCAUCGUGGGAUUUUCCUGUUCCCUUUUGCAGAGCGGAUGAUGGCUGUGGAGGGACAUUGCGUGGACAGAGUGGAGAUAUCUCGAGCCCCAAUUUUCCAUCAGUUUAUGAGAAUAAUGCGGACUGCACUUGGACUAUUCUAGCUGAACCUGGUGAUACCAUUGCACUGGUCUUCACGGAUUUUCAGUUGGAAGAUGGGUAUGACUUCUUAGAGGUCAGCGGGACAGAAGAUUCAUCAAUAUGGUUGACUGGAAUGAAUCUACCUUCUCCUGUCAUCAGCAGUAAAAACUGGCUGCGGCUUCAUUUUACGUCUGAUAGUAAUCACAAGCAAAAAGGCUUUAGCGCUCAUUAUCAAGUUAAAAAGUUGAUUGAACUGAAGUCUCGAGGAGUAAAAUUGCUCCCAAGCAAAGAUAAUCAGAAGCCUUCAGUUUUGACUCAAGCAGGAACAGCACAGGGUUAUAAUAUGUGUCCUGACCCAGGAGUUCCUGAAUGGGGGAAAAGAACAGGUGUGGAUUUCAGACUGGGAUCCAGUGUGCAGUUCUCAUGUGAUGAUGGCUAUGAAUUGCAAGGGUCUAAAAGCAUCACCUGUAUGAGAAUGUCUGACUUAUUCGCAGCUUGGAGUGAUCACAGACCAUUCUGCCGAGCUCGAGUAUGCGGUGCCCACCUGAGUGGUCCCACUGGAGUUAUUUCAUCCCCUAAUUUCCCUGUGCAAUAUGAUAGUGAUGCACACUGUGUGUGGGUGAUCACUGCCUCUGAUCCAGACAAGGUGAUUAAGCUGACUUUUGAUGCAUUUGAAUUGGAAAGAGGCUACGACACUUUAACAGUUGGGGAUGGUGGGCAGCCUGGAGAACAGAAAACAGUACUUCAUGUUUUGACAGGGACGAAUAUUCCUGACCUAAUUGUGAGUGUGAGCAAUCAGAUGUGGCUACAGUUCCAGACCGAUGAAACCAACAGUUUGCUGGGUUUCAAGGCUGUAUUUUCAGAAAUAGAACAGGGAACCUGCAGUGAUCCUGGGACGCCAGCUUAUGGAAAGCGGGAGGGUACAAGUUUCCUUCAUGGUGACAUUUUGAGAUUUGAAUGCUUGCCUGCUUUUGAACUUGUUGGCCAAAAGACUAUCACCUGCCAGAAGAAUAACCAAUGGUCAGCGAAGAAACCCAGCUGUGUGUUCUCAUGUUUCUUCAAUUUUACAACUCCAUCUGGCAUUCUGCUAUCCCCCAAUUACCCAGAGGAUUAUGGCAACCAUAUGCAUUGUGUAUGGCUGAUUAUUGCAAAGCCAGAAAGCAGGAUUCAUCUGGCCUUCAACGAUUUUGAUGUUGAGCCGCAGUUUGACUACGUAUCUGUGAAAGACGGGUUAAAUCCUGAAUCGCCUGUCUUGGGAACUUUUUCUGGAAACAAAAUCCCUUCUCCUUUGACCAGCAGUGGCCAUGUAUCACGUUUAGAAUUCCUUACAGACCACUCCACAGCUGCUCGAGGAUUUAACAUCACUUUCACAACAUUCCGACACAACGAAUGUCCUGAUCCUGGAGUGCCAGUGAAUGGGAGACGCUUUGGAGAAAGUCUGCAGCUGGGAAGUACUGUAUCCUUUCUGUGUGAGGAAGGAUUUCUGAAGACACAUGGAUCAGAAACAAUCUCCUGUAUCCUGAAAGAUGGAAAUGUGGUCUGGAAUAAUGCUGUGCCAAGAUGUGAAGCACCUUGUGGAGGUCACCUUACUGCUCCAACUGGCAUGAUAUUAUCUCCAGGAUGGCCAGGAUUUUACAAGGAUUCCCUGAACUGUGUGUGGGUGAUUGAAGCUCAACCAGGAUAUCCCAUAAAAAUAACAUUUGACAGGUUUAAAACUGAAGUAAAUUACGAUACCUUGGAAGUCCGAGAUGGAAAAUCCUACUCCUCACCACUGUUAGGUCUCUAUCAUGGUACUCAAGUGCCUCAGUUUCUGAUCAGUACCAGCAACUAUCUUUACCUCCUGUUCUCUACUGACAAAAGCCACUCAGAUGUUGGGUUCCAAAUUCGGUUUGAAACUGUGAAACUGCAAUCUGAUUCUUGCUUGGAUCCUGGAAUUCCUGUAAAUGGUCAACGCAAUGGAAAUCUCUUGUAUGUUGGAUCUUCUGUCUCUUUUAGUUGUGAUCCAGGCUACACCCUAAGUGAUGAUGAAGCUCUUGUCUGUGAACCCAAUUACCAAUGGAGCCGUGCUUUGCCUAGCUGUGAAGCUUUGUGUGGAGGUUACAUCCGUGGAUCAAGUGGAACCAUCCUCUCUCCUGGGUUUCCUGAUUUUUACCGAAACUCAUUGAAUUGUACCUGGACUGUGGAAACAUCACAUGGCAAAGGAAUUCAGUUCACCUUUCAUACUUUUCACUUGGAGAGUCCCCAUGACUAUUUGCUGAUCACUGAAAAUGGAAGCUUUGCUCAUCCUUUGAAAAGACUCACAGGAUCUAACCUGCCACCUUCAGUCAGUGCUGGACUCUUUGGGAAUUAUACAACACAGAUCCGAUUCAUCUCAGACUUUUCCAUGUCAUAUGAGGGUUUCAACAUGACUUUCACAGAAUAUGACUUGGAGCCUUGUGAUAAUCCGGGUAUCCCACCAUUCAGCAGCAGAACUGGGCGUCGAUUUGGAGUUGGAGACUCCCUUACGUUUUCAUGUUUUCCGGGGUAUAGACUGGAAGGUGCGUUCCGGAUAACUUGCCUUGGAGGUAGACGGCGUGUGUGGAGUUCGCCUCUUCCAAGGUGUGUUGCUGAAUGCGGGGCAUCUGUAACUGGAAAUGAAGGCAUUCUUCUUUCACCCAAUUACCCAGCUGAUUACAGCAACAACCAUGAAUGCAUCUAUUCCAUUCAAACACAGCCAGGCAAAGGAAUACAUUUGAAAUCAAGAACGUUCAGACUCCAGGAAGGAGAUAUUCUGAAGAUUUUUGAUGGGAAGGACAGCUCCUCUCGGUUACUUGGUACCUUCACUGGAUCACAGAUGCUCAAUAUCGUUUUGAACAGUACGUCAAACAGCAUGUGGCUUGAGUUCAUCACAAAUGCAGAGAACACCAGCAAAGGAUUUGAGCUCCUUUUCUCCAGUUUUGAAUUGAUCAGGUGUGAAGAUCCAGGGACCCCACAGUUCGGCUUUAAGAUCCAGGAUGAGGGACACUUUGCUGGAACCACUGUUGUUUUUGAUUGUAAUCCAGGGUAUACUUUACAUGGGAACUCUGUACUCACCUGCUUAACUGGAGAUCGCAGGGCCUGGGACAAUAUGCUGCCUUCCUGUGUAGCUGAAUGUGGAGGUCACAUCAUCGGAGAAACUUCCGGAAGAAUCUUUUCACCUGGGUACCCAGCACCAUAUGACCACAAUCUUCACUGCACCUGGUCUGUGGAAGCAGAUCCUGGCAGUACAAUCGGCAUCCAUUUUCUAGUCUUUCACACGGAGGCUGUUCAUGAUGUUCUGAAGGUUUGGGAUGGGCCGCUGGAGAGUGGCAUUCUGCUGAGGGAGAUGAGUGGCUCCACACUGCCUCCUGAUACCCAGAGCACGUUUAACUCCAUCACACUGCAGUUUGACACAGACUUCUUCACAAGCAAGCAGGGCUUCGCCAUUCAUUUCACAAUUUCCAGAGCUACUUCGUGCAAUGACCCUGGGGUUCCUCAGAAUGGCACUCGAAGUGGAGACAGCAGAGAGCCACAAGAUUCAAUUGUGUUUCAAUGUGACCCUGGAUAUGCCCUACAAGGAACAGCUACCAUCACGUGUGUCCAGAUUGACAAUAGAUUCUUCUGGCAGCCUGAUCCGCCCACAUGCAUAGCUCCUUGUGGAGGAAACCUGACUGGGCCAACAGGAAUCAUCCUUUCUCCCUUUUACCCUGAGCCUUAUCCUCAUGGCAAGGAAUGUGACUGGAAAGUAACUGUGUCACCCGACUAUGUCAUUUCUCUGACGUUCCUAAGCUUCAGUGUGGAGCCCGGCUAUGAUUUCCUUCAUAUCUAUGACGGACCAGAUUCUCUCAGUUCUCUGAUUGGCAGCUUUCAGGGCUCACAGGUGCCUGACAAAAUCGAGAGCAGCAGCAACAACCUUUUCCUGGCCUUUCGCAGUGACGCCUCAGUCAGCAUGACAGGAUUUGCUCUUCAGUAUACCGAGAACCCCAGGGAAUCUUGCUUUGAUCCUGGAACCAUCAAGAAUGGGACAAGGGUGGGAACACACCUAAAGCUUGGAUCCACAGUGACAUUUUACUGUGACAGUGGCUAUGAAAUCGUCGGUUAUUCAACUCUGACUUGCAUCAUGGGAACAGAUGGAAAACCUUCCUGGAACAAACCUGUUCCAUCCUGUUCAGCACCAUGUGGAGGUCAAUACUCUGUAUCAGAAGGUGUCAUUUUGUCUCCAAACUACCCAAAGAACUACACUGGUGGACAGACAUGUUUAUAUUCAAUCAUUGUGCCUAAGAACUAUGUGGUAUUUGGCCAGUUUACAUACUUCCAAACAGCACUGAAUGAUGUGGUGGAAGUGCACGAUGGCCCAACCCAACAUUCGCGACUCCUCAGCUCACUCUCUGGCUCCCACACAGGGGAAUCUUUGCCACUGGCCACCUCCAAUCAAGUUUUAAUGAAGUUCAGUGCCAAGAGUCACGCAACAGCCAAAGGCUUUCACUUUGUCUAUCAAGCGGUACCCCGGACAAGUGCCACACAAUGUAGCUCGAUACCUGAGCCAAGGUAUGGCAGAAGAAUAGGAAAUGACUUUGCUGUGGGCGCCGUUAUCCGCUUCGAAUGCAAUCCAGGUUACGCUCUCCAAGGUUCCCAGAACAUAGAAUGCCUAGCUGUACCUGAUGCCUUGGCACAGUGGAAUGACUCCGCACCAACUUGUUCAGUACCUUGUGGAGGAAAUCUCACUGAACGAAAGGGCACAAUUCUUUCACCGGGCUUUCCCGAUCCUUAUCAGAACAGCCUGAACUGUUUAUGGAAAAUCACAGUCCCUGAAGGAGCUGGCAUACAGAUUCAAGUUGUCAGCUUUGCUACUGAGCAUAACUGGGAUUCACUGGAGGUUUUUGAUGGUGGUGAUAUUACAGCAACAAUGCUUGGCAGUUUCUCAGGCACCACAGUCCCCGCUUUGUUGAACAGCAGCUCCAAUCAACUUUAUUUGCAUUUCUAUUCUGACAUCAGUGUGUCUGCAGCUGGGUUCCAUCUGGAAUACAAAACUGUAGGAUUGACCAGUUGCCCAGAACCAUUGGUCCCUGCUAAUAGUGUGAAGACUGGUGAGAGAUAUCUAAUUAAUGAUGUUGUGUCCUUUCGAUGUGAACCAGGUUAUCAAUUGCAGGGGCACUCACAUAUUUCCUGUAUGCCUGGAACAGUCCGCCGAUGGAACUAUCCACCACCACUGUGCAUUGCACAAUGCGGAGGGACUUCCAUGGAUACCAGUGAUGUGAUCCUGAGUCCAGGUUUUCCAGGAAAUUAUCCCAGUUACAUGGAUUGCGUUUGGAGAAUUUCGUUAGAGGUUGGAUAUGGAGCAUAUAUUGAAUUUCGGAACUUUUCUACUGAACCUAACCACGAUUUUGUCGAAAUUCGGAAUGGACCACAUGAUACAAGUACAGUGAUCGGCAGAUUCAGUGGAGCUAAGCUGCCACCUUUUCUGAUGUCAACCUCUCAUGAGACAACCAUAUACUUCCACAGUGACCAUUCGGAAAACAAACAAGGCUUUGAGCUUAUGUACCAAGCUUAUGAGUUGCAUGAAUGUCCUGAUCCUCGACCGUUUGCCAAUGGCAUUGUCACAGAAUCUGGUUACAAUGUUGGACAAUCCAUUUCAUUUGAGUGUUUACCAGGUUAUGAACUUAUCGGCCACACUGUUCUGAUCUGUCAGCAUGGAAUUGACAGAAACUGGGAUCACCCUAUACCAAGAUGUGAAGUUCCCUGUGGAGGCAACAUCACCACUUACAAUGGCACAAUCUACUCUCCUGGCUAUCCAAAUGAAUAUCCAAACUCUCAGGAUUGCACAUGGCUUGUGACAGUGCCUGUGGGCUAUGGGAUUUACGUCAACUUAACUGUGCUGCAAACUGAACCUGGCAAUGACUUCAUUACUAUAUGGGAUGGAGCUCAGCAAAGUGCACCUCAGCUGGGGGUGUUCAGUGGAAGCUCAACUAAAGAAUCCACAUACAGUUCUUCAAACCAGAUUCUUUGCAAGUUCCGCAGUGAUAUGGCAAAUGGAGGUCUCUUUGUUUUAAACUUUUAUGCGUAUCAGCUGAGGAAAUGUCGCCCUCCUGUCUCUGUACCAAAUGCUGAAAUAUUCACUGAAGAUGAAGAGUUUGAAAUUGGUGACAUUAUCAAGUACCAGUGCCUCCCUGGGUUUACUCUGAUUGGAAAUGAAAUAUUAACGUGUCGUUUAGGAACACACCUGCAGUUUGAAGGACCUCCUCCAUCAUGUGAAGCACAUUGCCCAAUGAAUGAAAUGCACACAGAUUCCUCAGGAGUCAUCUUGAGUCAAGGCUUCCCAGGAAAUUAUCCACAUUUUCAGACCUGUUCUUGGAUUAUUAAGGUGGAUCCAGGCUUCAACAUCACACUUCUAAUUGAUUUCUUCCAGAGUGAAAAACAGUUUGAUGAACUGGAAAUAUUUGAUGGGGCCUCAAGUCAAAACCCACUGCUGAUCUCUCUUAGUGGCAACUACACAUCUCCAAUAACUGUCGUCAGCUCGGGCAAUAAGGUAUACCUCCGCUGGUCAACUGACCAUGCCACCAGUCGGAAAGGCUUUAAGAUCCAUUAUUCAGCCCCUUACUGUAGCCCACCAAGUCCGCCAAGGCAUGGCAUGGUUCACACUCAAACUGGAGGCCUACCUGGCAGCAAGGUGCAAUUCAGCUGUGAUCCAGGUUAUCGGCUGAUUGGACAGGUUGUUGCAACAUGCUCUCGAUCCCCACAAGGCUGGUAUAACUGGAAUACUAUUCCUCCUCUUUGUCAAGCCAUUUCUUGUGGUGUUCCAAAAGCCCCAGAGAAUGGGACAGUCUUUGGGAGAGAGUACACUCUUGGAACAAGGGCCAUAUAUCAGUGUAAUGAAGGAUAUAGGUUGCAAUCUGGUGAACUAUCAACUGCUGUCUGCCAGGAAAAUGAAAAAUGGAGCAACAAUGAUUACCCUCCACUGUGUGUGCCUGUGACAUGUCCUGAUGUUAAUAGUGUCCGUGUAGAGCAUGGGGACUGGAAGCUAUUAUAUGGAAACCCAAAUCAAUAUGGAGCUCAAGUCAUUAUCAUUUGUGAUCCAGGGUAUUACCUGGAAGGACAUAGGGUCAUCAAUUGUCAGGCUAAUGGUACUUGGAGUGGAGGAGAGCCGAAGCCCAGCUGUAAAAUCAUCUCAUGUGGUGAACUGCCAUUUCCUCCAAAUGGCAAUAAAAUUGGAACACUAACAGUAUAUGGAGCGACUGCCAUCUUUUCCUGCAAUACCGGAUACACAAUGGUAGGAUCCCGGGUACGGGAAUGUCAGGCCAACGGGCUGUGGAGCGGAAUGGAAGUGAAAUGCCUUGCUGGUCACUGUGGGAUGCCUAAGCCCAUUGUCAAUGGUCAAAUAAUUGGAGAAAAUUUCAAUUAUCGUGGGACAGUGGUGUACCAGUGCAGCCCAGGUUUUCGCUUGAUUGGAACUUCAGUCCGAAUUUGUCAGCAGGACCAUCAGUGGUCAGGCAGAUCACCUGUAUGUGUGCCUAUUACAUGUGGACACCCUGGUAAUCCAGGUAACGGCGUAACACAUGGAACACAGUUUAACCUGAAUGACAUUGUUCGGUUCACCUGUAACCCAGGAUAUACACUUCAUGGGACUGUUAGUUCCCAAUGUCAAUCUAAUGGACAAUGGAGCAACUCACUUCCGACUUGUCAAGUGGUCAAUUGUUCAGAUCCCGCACAUAUUGAAAAUGGUAUUCGUCGGGUGCAAAUAAACGUCGCACAAAGAUUCAGUUACGGUAGUACCGUGUCAUAUGAAUGUAAUCCCAGAUACUACCUGUUGGGAUCAGAUGUUUUGACGUGUCAAGGAGAUGGUUCCUGGGAUCGAUCUCUCCCAAAGUGUUUGUUGGUAACAUGUGGUCAUCCCGGAAUUCCACCUGGUGCAGAACUGUACGGUGACCAGUUUACAGUUGGCUCCACUGUGCGGUAUUACUGUGAAAGAAAUCGCCGCUUGAUUGGAAAUACCACUCGUAUCUGCCAGAUGGAUGGGCAUUGGAGUGGAUCAUUACCACAUUGCUCAGAUAAUAAUCUUGGAUACUGUGGUGACCCAGGACUCCCAGCACAUGGCAUUCGUUUGGGCAAGGAUUUCCGAGUGAAGAACAUACUUCGAUUCACAUGUGAAGCUGGUUAUGUUCUUAAAGGAUCUUCGGAACGUAUCUGCCAAUCAGAUGGAACCUGGACUGGGAUCCAGCCAGAAUGUGAAGCUGUGUCCUGUGGAAAUCCUGGAACACCACGUAAUGCGAGGAUAGUGUACAGCAACAAACUGGUCUUCUCAAGUUCCAUUACCUACGCAUGUAGGGAAGGCUACUAUUCAACUGGCUUGCUAACUAGACACUGUACUGUGAAUGGAACGUGGACCAGUGUUCCUCCGCAAUGCACAGUGAUAAAUUGUGGUGACCCUGGAUUACCAGCAAAUGGAAUCAGACUGGGCUCUGACUUCAUCUAUAACAAGACAGUAGUUUUCCAGUGCAUGCCAGGCUACACAAUGGAUCCUUUGAGAUAUUCUUCUCUCAUCUGCACCAGGGACAGAACUUGGAAUGGAACCAGGCCAACCUGCAGAUCAAUCACAUGCCAACCUCCUCCGAGAAUCCUCAAUGGAAUUGUAGUGGGAACAGACUUCAGUUGGGGGGCCAGCAUCAGCUACACAUGUACUGAGGGAUACCAGCUGUCAUUACCUGCUGUACUUACCUGCGAAGGAAAUGGGACUUGGACUGGGGAGAUCCCACAGUGCUUUCCUGUGUUUUGUGGAGACCCAGGAAUCCCAGCACAAGGAAGGCGAGAAGAUCGAGGGUUUACAUACAAAUCUGCUGUUUUCUUCACCUGCAACCCACCACUGAUACUUGUGGGAUCGUCUAGGAGGUUUUGCCAAUCUGAUGGCACCUGGAGUGGAACACAACCAACCUGUUUGGAUUCAACACAUACCACUUGCGUUGACCCAGGGGUGCCCACUUUUGGAAUACAGAACAAUUCCGAAGGUUACCAGGUUGGAAGUACAGUGAGGUUCAAGUGCCAGAAAGGUUAUCUUCUUCUUGGAUCGACCACACGCACGUGUCUUACCAAUCUUACCUGGAGUGGUACUCAGCCAGAAUGCAUUUCACACCACUGCAGACAGCCUGAGACUCCUCCUCAUGUUAAUGUGGAAUCGAUCGACCUGCCUUCACUGGGAUACACUAUGAUUUACACAUGUCAGCCUGGCUUCUACCUUACUGGAGGGUCGGAGCAUCGAACCUGCAGGCCUGAUGGAAGCUGGACAGGAAAACAGCCUCUCUGUUAUGAUACCAGGCCAAGUGGGAGACCAAUUGGAACAGUCAAGGAAAUUCCAAGUACCAAACUUUCAGUUCCACCUAAUGUCUUUGCUCAGAAUUCCCUCUGGAAAGGCUCUUAUGAGUAUCUUGGGAAGAGGCAGCCAGUGAUGUUAACAAUUAAUAGUUUUAAUCUAUCAACCAGUCAAGUUAAGGCAACUCUUCUCGACCAGAGUGGAGUAGAGCUUAGAUUGAAGGGUUUCUACAAAAAGGAAGAACAUCACCUUCUUCUUGAACUAUAUACAAUCCAUGGUCCUGUUGAAAUGUUUGUGCACAAGUUUAAGAAUGACAACCUGGCUCUGGAUGGCUAUGUUUCAGCAGAGGCUUCAGGCAGCACAUUCGUGUACCAAGGAUUUGUACAAGGCAAAGACUUCGGACAGUUUGGUCUCCAAAGAAUAGAUCUGCACAUGCUGGAAGCUGGCACUGACUCAAUAGGGCACCACUUUAGCACUAGCAGCAGCUCAGUGGCUGUUGCCAUCCUCGUGCCUUUCUUUGCCCUGAUAACAGCAGGAUUUAUAUUGUAUCUCUACAAACACAGGAAAAGGCCAAAAGUACCAUUCAACGGUUUUGCAGGCCAUGAAAAUACAAAUGGUCGAGCAACUUUUGAAAAUCCCAUGUACGAUCGAAAUGUUCAAUCCUCUGACAUUGUGGCCAAUGAGAUUGAAGUGACAGUGAGCACUGUAUGCACGGCAGUAUAGCACUUACUUUUGAACAAACCAUUGAAUGCUGAAGUCCAGAAUCACUUCAUCAGAUUCUACUUGACUGCUUUUCUUCAAAGAUGUAGUGACUGUGGAGAAGCUACUAAGAAUGCUGCCCUUUACAUUACUUCUAUUAUGAAGAGUCAGCUAGUCGGGGAUGCCAAAAUACUUUGUCAGAAAUCACCAGUUAGAAACCAUUUUCUUACUGUUGUAGUCCACACUGUACAUUGGGGAUAAUGAACGAAACACAUUAUUGAGUUCUAGCCCUCAAAAUCCAAUGACUCCAAAUAAAUAUCUCCAUUCUGGAUGAUGUUUUGGCAAAGGACAAGUCAAACAAUAAAGCCCACCCUCUAGCAAGGAUCUACAUUUUUGACUUGAUUCUCACAAGAAUCUAUUUAAAUAACAAGGCAUAAUCAUACACAAUAACCAACAAGAAAAAAAACAUGUGGUUGUAAGCUUUUAAGUGAAUUGUUGGUUCUGAAAGGGGUAAAAUGUACCAUUGGUUGUCCCUUGUUGCUAUUUCUGGUCUUCACCAGGCCAUGAGCCAAUUACCUUUCCUUCAGUGACUUCACAUUGUUGAGUUAUAUUCACGAAUGUGAAUAGAGACAUCAGUAUCUAAAUUUAGCGAUCCUUUUAAUCUUCAGUUGUCAUACUUUAAACUCUACAGGAUUCAUUACAAUCUCCAGAAAAUUGUACUAAAGGUAUGCAUGAUUUUAAAGUUUCAAGGCAUGUUCAUUACAGCCUUAAUUCUGUGGUUUUGCACAUUUAACAUAACUUUGAUUACUGUUAUGCAUCAUAUUGUGACACUUUAUCAAUUAUUUACUCAUGUUUGGACACUCAUGACAAUAUUGCAAUGGUAGUAGAUGGCUUAAAUUUGAACCCGGUUCUAGCAGAUUGGUUAUAAGUUCAAUUCUUGUUAUGGAAUCUCUGACAUUCCUCUCUCCAAAGAGCACUUUAAUUUUCCUGUAGUAGACAGCAAAGUAAAAUAGUAGCCUUAUUAUUGACACCUAACAGCCCAGAAUUCAGUGGCAGUUAUACCCCAAGAGCAAAGCUGUUAAGGUGUCAAAACAGAGUACAGUAGCUUCUGUAAGAUAAAUCUAUCAUGAAAGAUGUAGGGAAUCCCAUUCCCAUGGGAAUGCAGUACAUUAAGGGUCCAUUCCGGUGAGAACGUAUUGGAGUUCAUGUUGAUGAAAAAUUCAGAAAUGACCGGGAUCAUUGUUGGAGCAGAUAGAUAUGGCAGAUAUCAACAGUAACAAAGUUCAUCAAUCUAGCACUUUUAACAUAGUAAAGAUUUCUGAAAAGGUGUGAUUUUUAAAACACUCCAAGGCACCCGAAGGAUAAUUAUCAAGCAGUGAUUGAUGCUGAAAGGGGAGAUAAGUCGAGUGAAGAAAAGGUUAGUCAGCACUGUAGGUUUCAAAGAACAUCUUACAAGAAGAAGAUGGAGAGGCAGAGUAGUUUAGACAGGGAAGUUCAAGCUGUGAUCAGCUGUCAACCGAAAAAUUAAAGGUGCAGCAAUUAAACCUAGAGAUGUGCUAGGUGCCAGAAUUGGCGAGUGUUAAGAUCUCAAAGUAUUUAAAGUUGUAUGAAGCUUCAGAUAGGGUCCUUUUUGAAGUUAAUGAAUAUUUCAGACCCUGUUAUCUUGGUACAAUAUUAGUGUACUUUAUAGGAGACAACAGGCUGCUACCCACUGACUGGAGAGCAGGCUAAAUCCCGUCUAAUUGAGGAAAAUCCCACUGACUAAUGAAGUACUUAGACAAUGAUCUAAACAAUAGUUUUCCUUCCCUGGGAUCAGCAACUCUGGGACAGAAGUCCUGCCUGCCAAGAUCUGCCAACCAACAGGCUGCUGCCUGGAUGACCUCCACCUGAGGCUGAUGAUCAUGUCUAGAUUCCAUGUCAUAGGUGAGUGAUAGUGAGUGGAGGUUUAUGGGGACGGUGGACAAAUGGGUGGGGUGAGAAAACUAGGCAGAAAGACCAGAGAACUAGCUCUCAACAGGUCCCCUCAUUCCUGAUGCUAGAUCCCUAAACACUUUUGAACAAGGACAGAGGAGCCUACAAGCAACCUUCCACCGAUUUGCUUGUCAUGGUCCCCAAAUGGUGAGUCACCCUCUAAGUUAGUGACAGAGGGAUAAGAUCCUGAAUUGUCCACUUAAGAGCUUCAACUGACCAUUGGGGAUGAAGGCUGUCCACAAACCUUCCACCAUGGACUUAAUCAGCAACGGAGAUCAGUAGUCAAAAGGGUCACCCCCACUUUUCAGCCUCUCUCACAAACAAAUACCCUCUCAACACCAACUCACUGCACGGUAGGGUGGUAAAUUCUGCCCCUGGUGCUAGUUAAGAACAUUUAAAUCAUAUCAUACUUUGUACGGAAUGUAGUUUAUUACAGAAAAAUAAUAUACACUGCAGAUAUUGGAAAGCUGAAAUAAAAAUGCAAAGUGCUUAUGGCAGAUGUAGCAGGAAGUCUGCUCUGAAGUAGAUUCAUACCAGACUUGAAACGUUAACUCUGUUUCUGUCAGACAGAUACUGUCUGAGUUUCUCCAGCACUGUCUUUUUUUCAUUUGCAUUGACUGAGUCUAUGUCUAAGAUGCAUUAACAAAAAGUUACUCUGUGGAUAACCAUGGCUGUCUCAUAGACUCAGAAUAUAAAGAAUGUGGGAUGUAUACUUGCAUGUCAUUUUUAUGAGUUUUCUGAAAUAAUUCAGUUGUAUUUUACAGCAAAGGUCAGUUUUUAAUUGUGCGGUCAUCCUGCCAAUAUUGCCUUCUGGUAUUUCAGUGUUUCUGUCAAUGUGGAAGUCCCUUCAUUACUCAGAUGUCUGGUCCAUCUGGAGAUGUGAUUUGAUAGUUGUUACAGCAUCACCGCAUGGUGUCAAGCCAAUCUGAAAUUGGACAAAGUGAGGCUGCAAGCACAUAAAUAAAUGAAAAAUCAAAACAGUUAGAAGGAAAUAAAUCAGGAGGCAGAAAAUAAAACUGACAGAAGAGAGUAUGGUGGGGUCUUUGCUGAGGGAGCAAUUGACAAUUUGGCCACAGUAUGUCCUGAAAACUGUGCUAGUUUUCUGAAGUGAAGUUAUGGUUCAAGUUUACAUUGAAAUUUAUUUCCAUAACACAGAAAUACCUUUUAUGAACCAAUGCAAUCUACCGUUUUUUAAAAUGUUUUUUCUCUUCCACCCUUGCAUUAAAAGUAUUCAGUGGUUAAGUACAACUUGUAACCAGAGAGGUGCGGUUUUAUUUUUACAUUGGAAAAUGGGUUUAUAACAAAAGUAAGCAUUUUCAGCAAUGUCUGGUGCACCCACUGUCAAAGAUGCAAUUUUAAGUAAAAGCCACUUUUUAAAAAGUACCCAAGCUUAUGCCAGUUUCAUUGGCGUAUACCAGUCAGUUCUUUCGUAAGUUCAAUGUUUUAAAAUACUUAGAACUUUGAUAAUGUAGCUGCAACUGUCCAUGAAUCCAAAAAAAAGCCAUUACUUUCUCAAGUGUUUCCUUGAAGAGGCAGAAACAGAAAUGAAUGGUAAUUAACAUGGUUAAGUCUGGAUUAACAUUUGAUUUUUUUUCCAACUGGAGUCAAAGAUUGUGGAAACUUGAUUGGUACAUGAUAUGACUUCCUUGUGAAAUUUCACAACCCUUUUCAGUGAAUAUUUACCUAGCCAGAUCGCUACCCCAGCUAUAACAGUAAGAAGGUGUAAGCAAUGUGACUGCUGUUUUUCUUAGAAAAAUUAUCCACUGUGAAUGUACUAGAAGGGAUAAUAAGAUAUACUUAUGUUCCCUACUUCCCUUUAGCAGUGUGUAACACAAUACAGAACAGGAUACAUACAUGAAAUUCAAGCAGGAACUUUAUUUUUCUGGCAGAAUUCAUAACAUCCUGUUUAUAGAAGAUAAUGUCUGAAGACAACUUCAAAAAGCUCUUGAAUGCAUGUGCAAAAGGCUUUUUUUUAUUAUUUGCUGUCUAGGCCAGCAUUUAUUGCCAUCCGUAAUUACCCAGACAGUAGU
Chiloscyllium plagiosum (whitespotted bambooshark) is the source of this 15406-nucleotide messenger RNA. Lineage: Eukaryota; Metazoa; Chordata; Chondrichthyes; Orectolobiformes; Hemiscylliidae. The record is from RefSeq and is a predicted model, not a curated record.